CGGGCGGUGCCCUGGCGCGAUCGGCUGAGUUCAAAGCUUCGAGCCAUGCCGUCACCAGGAAGGUGAUUUCAGCUUCCUGCUCGGGUGUCAGAGUGUCCGCUUCGGAUAGACCGAGUCCUCCCAUCUCCGUGGGUUGUUGGCUGAUCGCGAGGACAUCGGUGAGGGCAUUGGCCUCCCGGGGGUGGUCCUGCGCUCGAAGUGCAUCGACCACUCGCACCAGCUGGGUAAGCAGAUUUCCUAGGGUCGGCAAUGCGUAUGUGUCUGCCUCGGAGAGGACGACAUCCCGGGUUUGCUGCAAUACUAGCAGCAGCGAAGGGGAAUUUGGUUCGCUGGCGUCACCCAUGAUGAGAAUGUGAUGCUGAAGAGGCUUAGUGAGCGAGCUUCUCUGAGCGGGGUUUCUCAAGCAAGCUUACGACCGCGUCUUAAUAUAUGUAGUGGGAUGCAGACAGCCUUGCAUCCUGCAUUGCCGGACUCGGCCCGCUUGCGGCCCGGAGGAUUUACAAGUGAGAUAUAACAUCAUCACAUGGCUCCAUCGAGUACUGCUGGCUGCAACCCCUCAAUUGUGCCCGAACUACGCCCCAAUUGAUUCACUGCAUACAUUACAAUGGCCACUGCUCCUGCGGUUACCAAGCUUCGCCAGCUCUUGGCGGACGAGAGCAAGAUUAUCGUCUGUCCGGGCGUCUACGAUGGCUUUACCGCCCGAAUCGCCCUGCAGGAAGGGUUCGAUGCAUUGUACAUGACAGGAGCAGGCACCACGGCCUCGCGACUGGGGCAACCGGACCUGGGGGUUGUCACGCUGAACGAAAUGCGAGGGAAUGCUGAAAUGAUCGCCAACCUGGACCCGACAGUGCCGUUGAUUGCUGACGCUGACACGGGCUUCGGAGGAUCCCUCAUGGUCCACCGCACUGUCACCGAAUACAUCCGCGCCGGAGUCGCCGCCCUGCACCUGGAAGACCAGCCUACGAGUAAACGCUGCGGUCAUUUACGCAACAAGCAACUCGUUCCCGAGGACGAGUAUUUGGACCGCAUCCAAGCCGCCGUGAAUGCUCGCGCCCGGUCUCAUGGCGAUAUUGUUCUGAUAGCUCGGACGGAUGCCCUCCAGUCGCUAGGCUAUGAGGCGGCCAUUUCCCGACUCAAGGGAGCCAUCGCCCUGGGGGCAGACGUGGCCUUCUUAGAAGGCAUCACGUCGACGGACCAAGCUCGACAGGUCUGUGAAGAGCUCAAGCCCACCCCCGUUCUCUUCAAUAACGUUCCUGGGGGUGUAUCCCCAGAUCUCUCGGUUCAGCAGGCGCAGGAGCUCGGAUUCCGGCUGAUCAUCUUCCCUGGGUUGGCAUUGGGAGCAGUCUACUCGGCGGUUCGUGGGGCGGUACAGCAGUUGAAGGAAACGGGCACGCAGGCUGUGCAACCGGGGGUAAGUCCGCGGGACGUGUUCAAUGUGGUGGGACUGCAGGAGGCAGUGGCGCUGGAUUUGGCAUCGGGCGGAAGGUUAUAUGACAAGGGGGUUUGAAAGAGGGGCGAUGCGCAUUGCUGUCUGUAGAUACUAGACAAAUCAAGUCAACAACAGAGAUGUAAGGAGCCAUGGACGAUGACACUUCGGCAGAGCCCCAGGCACCGGUUAUGGGCCGGGCGGUGAGGAUUUGUGCCUGCCUUUCUAAUCAGGCAGGCGGAGAGCCGAACACUUUCUUAGGUGAUGACUAAAAUCACGUGCUUUCAUCCGGAUACGAACUGAGUUACUAAGGG
Molecule: messenger RNA, 1740 nt
Organism: Aspergillus welwitschiae
Lineage: Eukaryota; Fungi; Ascomycota; Eurotiomycetes; Eurotiales; Aspergillaceae
Product: isocitrate lyase/PEP mutase family protein
Exons: 4
Coding region: 605-1507 (300 amino acids)
Molecular function (GO): catalytic activity
Source: RefSeq, a predicted model, not a curated record